AUGAGUAGUGGUUCAAAUCAGAGGACUUUGUUCCAGACCUGGGGUGCGUCUGUGUCUCAAAACAAAGUUGUACCGCCGAAGAAUGACGGCAAGAAAGCUGCUGGGACGUGCAGGACAACCCCAGGCAACACUGCAAAGGUAGCUACAGCACAUCCUCCUCGAAAUCAUUUAUGGGAUGAAAUAGGUCAGGGGUCCACAUACACGUCAGAGAGCCCUGUGAGGAUAGGGGACCCUAAACCUGCGUACGAAGAUGAAGAGGACGAUGAUGAUGUGAUGGUGGUCGCUGUCUAUGAAGCUGAAAAGAGCCUGCAACUUGAUAAUGCAAACUUUUUUCCAGAUGACAACACUGUAGGAACAGAGAACACUGCCCCCUCUCCAGUUGGAUUAGGUGGACAGUCAUAUCCAGACUUUCCUGGCUUUGAUAGCUCCUCAGCAAAGGUAUGGAUAUACCCCACCAACUAUCCCAUCCGGGAUUACCAGCUGAAGAUAUCAGAGGUUGCCCUGUUUCAGAAUACACUGGUGUGUCUCCCCACUGGCUUGGGAAAGACUUUUAUAGCCUCUGUGGUUAUGUACAACUUCUACCGCUGGUAUCCAUCGGGGAAGAUUGUUUUCAUGGCUCCCACUAAACCCCUGGUGGCACAGCAGAUUGAAGCCUGUUAUAAAGUGAUGGGGAUUCCUCAGGCACAUAUGGCUGAGCUGACAGGCAGCACAGCAGCAAAGCAGAGGCAGGAGGUGUGGAGGUCAAAACGUGUCUUCUUCCUCACUCCUCAGGUCAUGGUUAACGACCUGUCCAGAGACACCUGCCCAGCUCAGCAGGUCAAGUGUGUGGUGAUUGAUGAAGCCCACAAAGCGCUGGGCAACCAUGCCUACUGUCAGGUGAUCAGACAGCUCGGCAGUCAGUCUCUACAAUUCCGCAUCCUGGCUCUUAGUGCCACUCCGGGGGGGGAUACAAAGUCAGUGCAGUCGGUCAUCUCUAAUUUGCUCAUCUCCCACAUUGAGCUACGUUCAGAAGAAAGCCCAGAUAUCCAGGCCCAUUCCCACCAGCGCAGUGUUGAAAAAAUGGUGGUUCCUCUGGGAGAGGCCUUGGCUGCUCAACAGGCUCGCUACCUGGAGGUGCUGGAUAAAUUCAUGUCUCGUCUGGUCCAGAACCGGGUGAUGGCACACAAAGACCUGCGGACUCUCACCAAAUACCAGCUCAUCCUCGCCCGGGAUCAGUUUCGCAAGAACCCGCCAACAAACCUCAAGGGGCCUCAGCAGGGAAUGCUGGAGGGUGACUUUGCUCUUUGCAUCAGCCUGUACCACGGCUAUGAGCUGCUCAUGCAGAUGGGGCUCCGAUCGCUCUUCUUUUAUAUCCAGGGAAUCAUGGACGGGUCCAAAGAGAUGACCAGGGCCAGAAAUGAGCUGCACAGGACUCCCACCUUCAUGGACCUUUACCAUGAGAUGGAGACAAUGUUUGUGAAACCAUCUGCUGGUCCAGAUGAGCCAUUCAUUUACAGUCACCCCAAACUGAAAAAACUGGAGGAGGUGGUGCUGCAGCACUUCAGACUGUGGGCUGACAGCUCAGCAGACAAUAACGGUUCUCAUCCUCAGGAAGUAAGCACCCGUGUGAUGAUCUUUUCGUCAUUCCGUGAGAGUGUACAGGAGAUCGCAGCCAUGUUGAAUUGCCAUGCUCCGCUGAUAAGGGUCAUGACGUUUAUGGGGCAAGCCUCAGGAAAGGGAGUCAAAGGUUUUACCCAAAAGGAACAACUUGAGGUAGUGCACAAGUUCCGACAAGGAGGCUUCAACACACUGGUGUCGACCUGUGUCGGGGAGGAGGGGCUGGAUAUCGGAGAGGUGGACCUCAUUGUUUGCUUCGAUGCACAGAAGAAUCCCAUCCGCCUGGUGCAGCGAAUGGGACGUACGGGACGUAAACGGCAGGGACGCAUCGUCAUCAUCUUGGCUGAGGGACGUGAGGAGAGGACUUACAACCAGAGCCAGAGCAACAAGCGCAGUAUUUACAAGUCAAUCAUUGGCAAGAAAAAUGGGUUCCACAUGUACCCCAACAGUCCCCAUAUGCUGCCCGAGGGGGUGAACCCCACCCUGCAUAAGAUGCACAUUACCUGUGGCCAGUUUGACCACCAGGAGAGCAGCAGGCGGUCUACCAAGGGUAGACGAUCACACUCUGAGGGUCGGGCCUCCCUCAUCCAUCCUCAAAAUCUGAUUCGGCAGGGCGGUGCAAUGUGCAAUGGUUUUCUGAGCAGCACAGAGUAUUCACUGUGGGCGUCCAGCAUGAGGCUGGAGGAAGAUGAAGCUCAUCCAACCUUGAAGCAGUCACACUUCAUGUCCCUGCCCAGUGAUCCGCCACCUCAGGACGUUUCCAAAAGUGGAACGCCAUCCAGAGAGCUGUCACUGUGGGAAUGGAGACACUGGCAGCACAAAGCACUUCCAACCCAUGUUGUUGAUCACUCCCUCCGCUGCCAGCACUUCGUGAAGGUGAUGGGGCUGAUAGAUGCCAUGAGAGAGGAAAAUGAGGGGGAAUGCCGCUACGAACAGGAUCUUCUUCCUUACUUCAGUGCCAACGGGGAAGUGAUGCCCGAUAAAACAGAAAAAAAGAAGAGACAGAGAAGCACAAAAAACAAUCCUAGAACUGCCAGCAACAAAUCCAAACCAUCUCACAAGUCUUUGUCUGACCUGGAAUGCAUCGAUGAGGAAACUGCACGAGGAAUGGAUUUCAUUUUUACAUCAGUCUCGAAUAAACAGAAGCCUUUUGUUGAACAUGAGAACGAGAAACCUCAUGAGGACAUCAGAGGUCACGCAAUUUGUCCACUUCAGUCAAACAAUGACUGUCCUGUCACUGACGUGAAUGAUGACUGUGCUUUUGUUAUUGAGGACAACACAAAAGCAGAGUGUACAGAGAGAGAUGCACUUAAUUUAGACAAUAUUUCACAGGUGAUCACUAGAAUCGAUGAGAGGGAACCUGAUCUAGGUGAAGAUGUUGAACUUCAGGCCAUGUUCUAUCUUCCGAAAUGGGAUUUAGUGGCUCCCUCCUCCACCAAACUCCUCCCGGGAAGAGAUGAGGGUCUUAAGGUCAUCCUGGCCAAUGUGGCAGAGCUCCUGUCCCGAUCACCACCACUGCUCACUGUAGACUUAGAUGCUGCCAUGGCCUCCCCAUCACAUCCUCCCUCUCCUCAGCGGGUGCAGGGGCUUCUUCAACCAUUCCAGGUCAGCUUCGCCUUGGAUAUGGACAACGACGACGACGAUGAUGAAAUAGUGAUGAGUGACGCUGACGAUGCUGACGGGUGUUUAGUGGAAAAAGAGGACAACACAAUCUAUCAUAAUAAGCAGUCUGUCCGCAGGGGCAGCACAGCAGCCGACAGUCCGACCUGGGAUGAGGUUUUUGAUGAUGAAGAAGAGCGUGAGAGUCAUGAUGGCAUGGAGAUCGAUGAUGAAAAGGGCAAUGAUGUCAUAAAACAACAGGCUGGCGAAGAAGCAGAUAAGAGUGGUGGCAAGGAAACAGAGAAUUAUUUGGAAGAUGUGAGGGAUGAUGUGAUGAAUGAAAGCAUGGAUUUGUUUGAGGAUGACGAAGCUUUCCUGCAGAUGACCAUCCCAGAAAUCCCCACCCCUGAACACAGUGUCAUGCCCAGAACACCCCCCAGUGCUGAGGAUAAUGUUAAAAGCACAAAAAAUAUGUUAAAAUCUUCUGAUACGUGUACUCUGACAAAUCCAUGUAGCACUACAGACUCAACUAACACUCAUUUAACUCAGGACACAAUCACCCAUAACAUUACAGAGCCAGAACAUCACACACACACAGCAGCACCAAAUAAACAUGCAACAGAAAAUGCAGAGUCAUCUGACAACUCCCAUGACUACUUUCCCGUCAACUUUGACCUUGGAUAUACACUGGAGGACUCUGACGAGGAGGAGGAGGAUGUAGUGGUCGUUCCUGCCCCAUGUACAGCAACCUCCCCGCACCCUAAAAAGCAGGCUGACCCCACAGUGUCUUUGCCUGGCGUCUCAAAGUCAUCCACUCCUUACAACAGCUUCCACAGACCUAAACAUUACAGUGAAUGCAAAUUAUCUACAUCGGAAAGCACAUUGGAGCACAGGAAGAAAGAAAUGUCCUCUCCUCUGAUUUCAACUUUGGUCUCUAAAGAUAGCCCGCUACCAUCUCCAAUCACAUCACCAGAAGCCAGGUGGAGGCUCAUGUCAGGUCCAGCUGGGCCUCGCACCCCAUCUUCACCCUCCAUCUUGAAGCGGAGACGACCAGAAGGUUGGACCACUGAGGCAGAGACAGGGCCUGACAUGGAAAAGAGCCCACGCCAAGAAAUUGUGUUUGUGUCUGACUUUUCUCUUCAUCCAGCGGAGUGCGACACUGACAGUGAAGAGGAGGUUGUGGUUCAUAAAAGAAGACCUCAGAACAAGAUCAACCCUUUGAUGUCUCCACAAAUGUCAAAGAUCUCCAGUGAUGUCGACUCCCCAGUGGUAGCAAACAGGAAACGUGUGGCUGCACUUAAUACUUCUGAUGAAACAGAGGGUGAAGCUGUUUCUGAUGAUGAUUUCCAGAAUGAUUCUGUGUUCAAACGCAGAACCACAGCACACUCACCUGAGAGGCAGCGAGUCCAACAGGGCAAAACCAAGCAAAAUGUACGUCGAAAAGUUGGGCAUCAGUUCCUGGAUGUGGAAGCAGAGCUGUCUGAGGACGAGCGGGAUGAAGUGUCAUCUGAUGAAGAAGAUGGAGACGAACUGAACCAUUCUCUAGACGGCUUUGUGGUCAACAACACACACUUCUCCCAGGGACUCAAUGACUCUGAGAUGCACGGGAUUUACCUGAAGUCAGUGAGAAGCCCUGCAGUCCAGGGCAAGUUCAAAAUGUCCUACAGAAACCAUCACAACAUGGACAUCUUUUCCCAGGUGCCUGAGAUGGAUGAAACAUAUGCAGAGGACAGCUUUGUGGUGGGCAGUGAGGAGGAGCUGGAGAACAGUGAGGAAGAGGCCGAAGAAGAAGCUGUUGAACUUAUGCCAGAGGAUUCAUAUGUGGAUGGGAAGAGGCAGUACGCUACUAGACGCCGUGUCUUCUUGCAUAAAGCCAGAGCAAAGACUGGAGCAGGAUCUGGGGCCAAAACCAAGGCUGAAUCUCCUCCAGAGCAAAGGGCUGGGGUGAAAACCAAGCGCACCCGAGUCAUACGCGUAACAGAUUCUAGUGAGGAGGAGACAGGGGACAUUGUUGAAGAGAAAGGCUUUGUAACAGGAAGGGAUGUUGCUGUUGCCCUGCAGCCAAAGCCAGUACAGCAUGACUCAGAUCUCAGCAAGCAGAAACCUUCCUCCUCCUCCUCCUCUUCAACCUUAGCAUCCAAAGUCUCACUCCUGAGCAGGGGACAGAGGGGCUCAGUGACUGAAGACCUGCAGAAUGAGAGGUGUCGCCAGAGGUUUGAAAAUCAACAUCUGCUCUCUAACCAGCUAGACUUUGUGGAGUCAGACUCAUUAUUAUCCUCCAAGAAACAACCUCAGGAACCUCCUGCCACCUCUCAGCCUGCGAGGUCUAUCAGACAGGAUGUGUCAGUCAGCGAGGGCCCAGCACCACCUGCACCACCUGCACCCAUCUGUAUUCUGGUGGACAGUCGCUGCCUCAGUACUGGAGUGGAGCUGAUGACCAGCCUCCGUCAACGCCACGCAGCCACCGUCCACGUCUGCUCGCUGGAUGGCAGCUACUUCAUCGUCAGCAACCGCAUGGCAGUGGAGCGGCACAGCCAAUCAGAUCUGGCCGCAAUGCAGAACCGGAAGCGAUUGGCUGAGAGAGUGAACAGCUUGCAGGGAUUGUUUGAGCGCAUUUGCUUGAUUGUGGAAAAGGACCGAAUCAAGCCAGGUGAGGCUGCACGUCCAUUCCAGAGAACACGUUACUACGACAGCACGUUGGCGUCGCUGGUGCGAACCGGCGUGCGCCUGCUGUGGAGCGACGGUGCUGAGGAGAGCGCCGGCCUGCUGGCAGACCUGGCACGGCUGGAGCAGCGUAAAGGUCAGGGCAUCGCUGUGCCCCUGGAGGUCAAAGGGCAGCACAGGCAGCAGACCUGGCAGCUGUACUUGAGCCUGCCCUCAGUCAACUAUGUUCACGCUCUCAACAUGAGCCACAACUUUAAGUCCAUCGCCCAACUUAUGAACAGCCCCAUUGAAGACAUACAGAAAGGAGGCUGCAUGAGUCGACCCAGAGCGGAGGAGAUCUAUCGCUUCCUGCGCUACUCCUGUGACUCUUUCCUCAUGAGCACAUCGAAAGCAGGAAAUGCCUGCUAACAGCAUGGGAGAGAAAUCCAUUUCUACUAUUCAUCUUCCGUAUUCUUUUCUGUCCACUUUUUCUUUCUUACUAAUACAUCUUCAA
This is a messenger RNA of Scomber japonicus (chub mackerel), 6352 nucleotides long. It is a transcript of the gene fancm, whose product is annotated as FA complementation group M. The record is from RefSeq and is a predicted model, not a curated record. Lineage: Eukaryota; Metazoa; Chordata; Actinopteri; Scombriformes; Scombridae. The transcript has 24 exons. Gene Ontology annotation, molecular function: four-way junction DNA binding; nuclease activity; four-way junction helicase activity. The coding region runs from base 1 to 6267 and encodes 2088 amino acids. Gene Ontology annotation, biological process: replication fork reversal; double-strand break repair via synthesis-dependent strand annealing; interstrand cross-link repair.